AAAAAGGGGUGAGGGACAAAGAUGGCGGCCCCCCUCGGUACUUUCCGUUUUUGAAGUUUAAUUUUUUAACGAUAACUCGUACACAUACGCGUCAUGCCAGCAGUCUGAUCGAAGUUUUAUCAGCUACGAUCAGGAAGGACUAGUAAUUUUUUUUCACUUCGAAAUAUCUCAUCGAUGCGAAGUGAGACGUGCGUGAGAAAGUCGCGUGCGGUGUUUACGGCCAUAACCUAUUUCGAGCGUUCGUGUUUUUAGUUCCAAUUUUCCAAACAAUGGCAAUGAGCGAGGAUUUUAAUUUUGCCGAGCUCUGUAGGCUCUGUUCGUUGAAAAGCAAUCAUCACUUACAAAUAUUCGACAAAGAGGGCGAACAGCGUCAAUUACUUUUUAAAAUACGUUCUUGCAUUCCCGCCGUGAUAACAAAGGAGGAUGCACUUCCAAAGAACAUCUGUCAGAGAUGCGUGUACAAAUUGGAUAUGUUCUAUGAAUUUCGUGUAAGCUGCAUGACCACAGAUACAGUAUUGAAAAAUUAUGCAGAUAGUUUGAAGAAUCUUGCUGCAUCUGUAACAAAUCAGAGUAACGAUAAGGACAAGAUGUCGAACGGUGGUCAACAACAAAGAACGGCGUACGUUGAGGCCCAUGCUGCAGUUCAACAGCACAUGGCACAACAAGCAGCCCAGGCAAGACUGGCUGGUCCUGGACCACCUACCAACCCACAGGCUCCUAAUCCUACUUUCACCCUACCUGACGAUGGUCUUGGUUAUGACGACGGUGUACGUGUACUUCGUUCUAUCGGCACUUGGUCACCUGAUUAUUCGGCAGCAAUGAGACCAGGCGGUGUAAUGCCAGCAUUUCCAGGAUCAACCGAACAACAAUUUGCUAGUUCUAGAGCACCAUCGAUCAAUCAGCCUCUUCGAACGACUAACAACGUUGGAAUACGUCCUGGAUCAGUAUCAAAAGCUACAAAUACCGGGGAACCGAAUACAAAGGCAUUCGCUUGUACCGUAUGUGGAAAAGGUUUGGCACGUAAGGAUAAACUCGUCAUUCAUAUGCGUAUACACACCGGAGAGAAGCCUUAUUCCUGCGAGGUUUGCGGUAAAGCGUUCGCGCGUAGAGACAAGUUGGUAAUACAUAUGAACAAGCUCAGACAUAGGCCUGGAGUUACGCCACUUUCCACUCCUACGGCACCAAGUACGGAUCAACAGCAACAACAACAACAACAACAACAACAACAGCAACAACAACAGCAGCAAGCGUCGCAGCAACAACAACAACAACAACAGCAACAACCACCUCGUCAAGAUACCAUUCAUAAGCUAAAAGAGGAGCCUGUUAGUUGGGCAUGCGAAUUAUGCGGAAGAGCGUUGGCUACGCGUGACGAGUGGAUGCAACAUGCACGAUCACAUUUAGAAGCAUCAGCACCGCCACAGCACGCGGCUCCUUAUUUUCCUGGCUCGGCACCGCCGCCACAGCCGUACGCAUCGGAAAGGCAUUUUUGUCUUAUGUGUCGUACUGAUUUCACGGAUAAAGCGGAAUUCAUGUUUCAUGUACGCUCACAUUUUGAGCCACAUGCCAGCCAACAAACGCAACAGCACUCCAGUGGAAAACAAGGAAGUGACCCGGCAACCGCUGAACUGAUUGCUCGUGGUCUGGUUGAUCCCUCGGGAUUAUGCAGCUAGAACUACAUCUCCUCAUGUCAUUAUUUUACCGUCGAUCCGUGUCUUACCAUAGUACAAGUUCUCCAUUGAAUCUCGACCAGGACUCGUGCAUAGAUUUUCAUGCGUAUUGUGAUUAUAAUGAAUGUAUACAUACAUACAUACAUACAUACAUACAUACAUACAUAGAUACAUACAUACAUACAUACAUACAUACAUACAUACAUAGAUACAUACAUACAUACAUACAUACAUACAUACAUACAU
Molecule: messenger RNA, 1916 nt
Organism: Vespa velutina
Lineage: Eukaryota; Metazoa; Arthropoda; Insecta; Hymenoptera; Vespidae
Product: zinc finger protein 768
Exons: 6
Coding region: 270-1673 (467 amino acids)
Biological process (GO): regulation of DNA-templated transcription
Cellular component (GO): nucleus
Molecular function (GO): DNA-binding transcription factor activity, RNA polymerase II-specific; zinc ion binding; RNA polymerase II cis-regulatory region sequence-specific DNA binding
Source: RefSeq, a predicted model, not a curated record